Molecule: messenger RNA, 2416 nt
Organism: Penicillium brasilianum
Lineage: Eukaryota; Fungi; Ascomycota; Eurotiomycetes; Eurotiales; Aspergillaceae
Source: the annotation of a GenBank genome assembly
CUCGAACGGAGGAGUCACCUGCGGUCAGGUGUGCGCGCUAAGCCUCUGCUGCCUAAGGUGUGCAGUCAUCCAUCAUUGCAAAAUGAAGCUUCUCGGCUUCUCGUUGGUCCCAUCUACUUGUCAAUUAAACAAGCUGAUUGCGAGGACUCAUUUCCAGGGUUAUCCGUUUGAAUGGGAAGUCUUGCCCGGGUUCUUUGAUUUCGUUUUCGAUCAUUCCUUUCGAGGCUGUGUUUUUCGUCUUUUUUUUCGUUAUGGAAAAUCAAUUUCGAUUUUCUUAUGGUCCUUGCGGCCAACAACGAAAUAGUACUUUCUACAAAGGGAUUUCUCGUCAUUCUUCCUCAUAUCUAGACUUUCCUAACCCUCGGCAUCCCGCGCCCUUUGACAUCACUCUUAUCCUAUUGACCACUGGGAGUCCAUUGCCACCGUAUACAGCCCAAGGCAUACUCAAUUACCACCCGGGAAAUGGACAACUUCAUGUCUCAACUUGGCAUAUCGAGAGAAAUAUGACACGGAUGAUCAUCCCGACUGUCUCUAUACUGGUCAAUUCAUGUCCGCUUCUCCCAGGCAACAGGGCGCCGAGAUCAUGGUGCCCCGGCCGAUCGUUCCCCGGAUACAAGGCAUUAUUGAUAUUGGAUUCGUGUCAUCUAUUGGAUUCCCGACACGAUACUUAGUGGAACAAAAAGAUGCCAGGUAUCACACACUUCUAAACGCGUUCGGGGCCACCGGGGCGAGGCUCCCGUGAUUGCGUCGGGCGGUCUGCCAAGUGGACCGGGCCAGGUUUACGGAACGCCCUGACCUCAUCGUCCCCGUUUUUCCGAUCUGCCUCUUGUCUCUCGAAAUCAUCCAUUUCCUUCCAGUCGCACCGCUAUCGCGCUGCCUGGUUCCAGCCCCCGCAUUGUUAACGUUUUAGUUUUCAUGUAUUCGUAUGAACCUCGAGGCAGAAUAAUUCAGAACACAUGGCGACAGCUGCGCAGAAGCGCGUCAACCUAGUGGUCUCGAGGAUCAUCCCGCCCGUGUUACUCGGCGCGAUCAUUUACGCUUCUUACGCCAUUACGAAGACAUUAUGCAUUGACUAUCUCAUCCAUCCUCUACCUUCCUACAACCAAAGCCCUCGAGUCGGCGCUGGCGCCGUCAUCGUUGCGCUCUAUUAUCUUCUCUUAAUCCCCGUUGUAUCGACCUAUACUCGACUUCUUUUUAAUGUCAUUGUCAAACCCGGUUACCUGCCGCUCGGUGCCGAACGAGUGUGCGCCGAGGCCGAAUCGGAUGAUCCCAAACCCAAACAUGGGAAGCGCCGGCGUCGCAAGAGCAGCUCGCGAAGGACGCGAGACGCGGAGAAGAACCACCAGGCAGAGGGAACUGUGGACGUGGACGUGGACGUGGACGUGGACGUGGACUUGGAGCGUGGUAUAAACAAUCACGCGGGCGGCAAGGCAUACGAGCUUGAUUCCUUCGGCUUGGAGAGCUUCUAUACAAAAGAUGUCUUUGUUUGCCAGGAGGAUGGCCGGCCGCCGUAUUGCUCUUCCUGCUGCCAGUUUAAGACGGACCGAGCGCAUCAUUGUCGGGAAGUAGAUCGAUGUGUGCGCAAGAUGGAUCAUUUCUGUCCUUGGGUGGGAGGCGUGGUCUCUGAGACAUCUUUCAAGUUCUUCAUCCAAUUCGUCGUGUACACUGCCAUCUUUUGUGCAUACAUCCUGAUCGUCUCUGCAUACUAUACGGCGGAGAUUCGGCGCAACACUGGCGGCGCCAAUGCCCACUGGGCUGUUUGUAUCGGACUGAGCGCUCUCUUCGGCUUCUUCUCCGCGGGAAUGUCCCUCAGCUCCAUUCAGAUGGCCAUGCUAAAUAUGACCACAAUUGAAAACAUAAACCGCCAUUCCGUCGUCUGGACCCUCGCCAUUCGAGUCCCAGACCACAUGUUGGACCGGCUCUGGGCCACCGACUCCCCCUGGGCGCCAACCUUCCGCAUGGUAUCCUACCCCCUCCAACCAACCCCAUCGCCAUCCCAACCCCAAACAACAACCCCAUCAACAGGCGAGCGCCACGUCUUCGCCAUCCUCCACACACUCCCAGGUGAAAAUCCCUUCAGCCUCGAUAGCUACCUCAAGAACCUGCAACAGGUCAUGGGCCACAGCAUCACCGACUGGCUCCUCCCUCUGAAACAGAGUCCGUGUGCCGAUCACAGCAGCUCAGAAAGCGCAUUUGCCCUAGGCCCCGUGGUGACUCGACUUAAGCAGGAGGCCGGUUUGGUCCCGGCCCCCGCGCCAGAAUCUGGGAAUGGGGCGAUACCAAGGCCCCCAUCUGCGCGUGUGAGCAGUAGCCGCCGCGUCAAAGAUAGAUCGUGAUCUGCAUUGGGAUCCGGAAAUAGAAAUAUCAUCACUAAUUCUGAUAUCGUUAGAUCUUCGUAUUAUCGUAAGGAAUUAUG